GGGCCGCGAGAGCUGCUUCCGGGUCAAUGGAGGACACUGGGCUCCGGCGGCCGGAGUGGGGGACGAGGUGAAGCGGAGCCGGGCCGGGCCGGCCGGGACCAGGCCGGAGGCCGAGCGGCGGCGACGCCGGUGGCCGGGAGGGGGGAGGAGAGGCGCCGCCCGAGGAGCCGCCGCAGCAGCUCCCCCGCCUCCCGGGCUGAGGGUAUUUUAGGAAAGGAAGAUGGAUCAACCUAGUGGAAGGAGUUUUAUGCAAGUAUUAUGUGAAAAAUACAGUCCUGAAAACUUUCCUUACCGCCGUGGUCCUGGGAUGGGAGUCCAUGUCCCAGCCACACCUCAGGGCUCACCUAUGAAAGAUCGCCUCAACCUCCCAAGUGUACUGGUGUUGAACAGCUGUGGAAUAACCUGUGCAGGAGAUGAAAAAGAAAUUGCUGCCUUUUGUGCUCAUGUAUCAGAACUAGAUCUUUCUGACAACAAACUUGAAGACUGGCAAGAGGUCAGUAAAAUUGUGUCAAAUGUUCCCCAGUUGGAGUUUCUAAACCUGAGUUCCAACCCUCUGAAUUUGUCGGUUUUAGAAAGAACAUGUGCUGGGUCCUUCUCUGGGGUUCGAAAGCUUGUCCUCAACAACAGCAAAGCUUCUUGGGAGACAGUCCACACAAUACUGCAGGAAUUACCAGAUUUGGAGGAGCUCUUCCUGUGCCUUAAUGACUAUGAAACAGUGUCUUGUCCUUCUAUUUGCUGUCAUUCUCUUAAACUACUACAUAUAACAGACAAUAACCUCCAAGACUGGACUGAGAUUCGCAAGUUAGGAGCUAUGUUUCCCUCCCUGGAUACCCUCGUCCUAGCUAACAAUCAUGUGAAUGCUAUUGAGGAGCCUGAUGAUUCCUUGGCCAGGUUGUUUCCUAAUCUGCGAUCCAUCAGCCUCCACAAGUCAGGUUUGCAGUCUUGGGAAGAUAUUGACAAGUUAAAUUCAUUCCCCAAACUUGAGGAAGUGAGAUUGUUAGGAAUUCCUCUUCUGCAGCCAUAUACCACUGAGGAGCGAAGAAAAUUGGUAAUAGCCAGAUUGCCAUCAGUUUCCAAACUUAACGGCAGUGUUGUUACCGAUGGUGAACGAGAAGAUUCUGAGAGAUUUUUCAUUCGUUACUAUGUGGAUGUUCCACAGGAAGACGUGCCAUUCAGGUAUCAUGAACUGAUCACAAAAUAUGGGAAGUUGGAGCCUUUGGCAGAAGUGGACCUAAGGCCCCAGAGCAGUGCAAAAGUAGAAGUCCACUUUAACGAUCAGGUGGAGGAAAUGAGCAUUCGUCUGGACCAAACAGUCGCAGAACUAAAGAAACAAUUAAAAACUCUAGUGCAAUUACCUACAAGCAACAUGCUUCUCUACUAUUUUGACCAUGAAGCGCCCUUUGGCCCAGAGGAAAUGAAGUACAGCUCUCGGGCAUUGCACUCCUUUGGCAUUAGGGAUGGUGAUAAAAUUUUUGUGGAAUCCAAAACAAAAUAACCUCUACCAGCCUUGUGAAAACAUACCCAUGAGGACUUCUUGCAGGGCGUUUAUUUCCAAUGUGGUUUUCUUUAGGAGAGGGAGAAGGUUGCUUUUGUUGUGUUUUGUUUGGUUCUAUUUUCUUUGGCUUUGGGGGGGUUUGUAUAUUUUGCCCCUAGAAUGGAUGGGGGCUGUUUUUGGUAUUUUCUAUCACAGAUUUCUUCAGCCACACCUCCAGUUCCUGUGCUCUCCCUCAUGAAACAAUGAGUCGGAAAUCACUGACUUCCUACUGUGCUCAUGACUUGUCUAUUGCUUGGUGAUCAUUUCCAUUUAGGUAAACCUGUCAGGAGCGGCAUGUCCCCCGAGGAGGGCAUCCGAUAGCAGUUACAUCAGGAAACAAGGAACCUUUACUGAAGGGUCAGCCCCUCUCUCCCACUUUCUCCUUCCUUUCUUUCUUUUUUUUUUUUUUUUUUUUUGGUUCAAUUUUUCAUGUGUCAGCACAUGUUUACCUAAUAUUUUAUUCUGUCCAUAACUGACUUCUUAUUUUUCAACCUGGGUGGUUUUUGUUUCUUCAUUUUUUUCCCUUUUAAAAUAAUUCAGUGUUUGAGCAUAUUUCAACCUGAUUCUAAUCUCAGGUACUCAUUUAGAACCUAUGUUCUGUUAGGAUCUUGAAGAAGAGUAGACGGAGAGUUAAAACUGUCUGGGAACAGAGCAGUCUGAUCUCCUUGAAAGCAGCUAUCUCAAGUUUAAUGUUCCUCACACAUUGCAGCCACCAUUACUUCCAUAACAUGAAAUAUGUCCAAUUCCAGAGUUCUUUUAUUUUUGCUUAUUGUGUGUAUUUCCUAUCAAUCCAUCUUUUUCAUACUUUAAACUAUUGGGAAUAGAGCCCUGACUUUAUGAAGAAUCCAAUAGAUUAAUGGUUAUUUGUACCAAGAGAGUUGAGAAUUAGCUAAUAAACUAACUGCAGCAUGUGAGGGGGUGGGACGAGGGGCUUGCAGGAGGAAGAGUGCUGUGACUUCCUGCCUCUGUCACCAUUUUCAGCCCUCGAUCUUGCACUUUGCAUUAAAAGUGGGUAAUUUUAAUCAAAGGGAACUUUGAAUCCCAGUUCUUCCUUAGGAUUUUGUGAUGUAAUUGAGUCAUUCUUUUUGUUCUACAUUUCAAUUCAGUUGCUCCUAUGGAAGAACAGCUUUGCCUAAUCUUUAAGUAAAGUGUAAAAGCCAAAACUUCAGAAUUGCCAGCAGGUUCUAUCUUUUCCACAGAAGCAUAUGUAAAGCACUUUCCUUUUAAAAGCUAGUUCUCUACCUGCUCCAAAAUCAUUUUGUGUGUUCUUUUAUCCCUUUGUUAAUCAGAUGUAGUCCCUUUAUAUAUAUCUAUAUAUAUAUCUCUCUCUCUAUAUAUGUCUUUCUUGGACCACCAUGUUGACAGGUGGGAGACCUGAGCAUGGCUUAGUGUGCCGAGGGCGGAGGUGUGCACAUGAAGUAUUUUUUGAAGAAUGUAAUCAUCUGAUUGUGUUUGAUCUUUUCACCUUCAUUACAUGAUCCUGCCCCUCCUACAAAUUCUUUAAUUUCUUAUGAAAUUUUUAGAUGACUCUUGUAAAUUCUUCAUGUGUGGGGAGUUGCGUUUAUUAUUGCUACUUUUUAAAAUUUCCUAAGCUCUAACAAGCAGAUGUUUAUUCUCUUAAUGCACUUCAGGUUCAGUAUCUGUUAAGCCUUUGACUCGGGCCUGCUGAGUCAAAUCUACAUUCACUGUAACAUUUAAAGGUGGAAACCAAAGGGUUUGAGAAAGGUGAACAAGGCCUCGUCUCCUCUGCUGCACAGGUAUCUCUCAAGAUCGGAAAAGUGUGCAAGGGAGACCCGGGCUGGAUGCAGCCAAGAGCAGUUAUUUUGCAAUCACAUUCUCCUGACAGGUUUUUGGAAGUCGGGUGCGGGGGGAAGUGUGGCAAUAGUGUCGUGAAGAUGAAAAUGGGGUGCUUGUAGAUGUGCGCAUGGGUGCAGAUGAGUUUGAGAGAGAAACAGUGUCAUCGAGCCCGUUGCUUUUGUCAGACUGGGAAAUAGAUGCACUGUUCUAUUUUGAGAUUUUAUGACCCCUGACUGUCUCACAGCAGAAGGCAGAGUGAACACUUAUGUCAUACUUUAAUCAUAAGUGAAAUGGUCACAAUUAAUAAGAUAUUUUAUAUAUGACAAAGUUUUAUGAAAUGCUUUUUUACUCUUAGGGACCUGUACCUUCUGUUAUCACAGAACAGUGUCCAUCAACUGCAGGCAUAAUGCUUCUAUAUACAGUUGCAUGUCAGGGGAACUUCUCAUUUAAUUCAGUGGACGUGGGUAUUUUUAGAGCAUUGCAAGCAAUGGUUUUAAUAAUUGCUGAAUAAUUUUUGAUUCAACCAAAAUCUAAUACAAUUACUGGUCUUUUAGAGUCACAGAACAGAAGCAAAUGAGAAAUACUAGUUGAGCAUGUGUCCCAGUAGAUGCACUUGGGUAGCUGAGUAAAGAUACUGCUUUUGGGGGAAAAAAAAAAAAUUGGUGCUGUGUAGACACUUGCGACUAAAAUUAUUUUCAUAGUGGGCCAAAAAGAAGGAGCAAAGAGACCACGGACCUUUGACUCUGUAAGUUAUGCAUAAUUGAUUGCUGCAGCUUGUCUGUAUUUUAGUACUGACUUGAUCCAGAUCCAGUGACAUUUAGGGAACAAAGUGCUGUCACCACCAGUGUUACAGAUAGGUCGCUGCAGGCACAGUGUACAGAGCAUAUCUUUUCUCAAAUUCUUUUCACUUAGGACCAAGGAAAGGGGUAGUGAAAGAAAGCCACAGGGCCCUUCUACAUGUGGACACGAAGCUGCUGAAAUCACAAUAGAAAUCAGUUUUAGAAUAUGAAUUGUUGAAAUAUCCCAAACUUCAGAGUCAUAUGUUUUUUCAUUGUUAAAAGUUUCUAUUGUUUCUGUAACGUGUUGCCACCAUUGCCAUAAGUACAGAAGAAAGCACCAGAUGUUCUGUAAUCCCUUGUUUCUUUAAGCCUUUUAGUGAAAAUACACCCCAAACAUGGGCUGUGUGUUACAGAGCUGAAUGUUACGACUGUGCUGUGUUUAAAGACUUGUUUACUAAAAGAAAGUUCACUUCUAACCUGUUUCUGUUGUGUUGCUAAAUCAGCAGUGUUAUGAGCAGACAACACUUGUUGCACAAGUUGCUGGUCUAUUUGAGACAGCUGGUGAUUGCUGUUGCUAAUGCGCACAUGAGCGUGACUUUCUACGUGGGAAGUGCCAGCUCUAGGGCAUGUAAGACAAUAAUGCAGAAUGCUAGAUUGUUCUGAAGAAUGCCGUCUCUCUUUAUAAAUUUGAUUUUUCCUUUCAUUCCAUGUUAGAUUGAAAAUGCAAACAAACCGCUUUCAAGAACCCCCAGAAGCUAUCUGUAUUACCAGAUGUGUUGUGAACACUCUAUUUUCCAUAGGUGCUUCCUUAAAAUAUAUGUCCACUGUAGUGAUGGAGAGGGACUGGACUCUCUCAGGCUCUUUACUUGCCAGUUGUCUCCUGCAGUUAAUGGAAAUAUAUAUUUUAUUUUAGAAUAUAAUUUAAACAUGAAGGUCUAUUCUUUGCACUUUUUAUUAAUAUAUAGAUAAUCUUUAAAAAAAAUUAAAAAUUCAAGUCCACUUUCUCUUUGUGUUCU
This is a messenger RNA of Talpa occidentalis (Iberian mole), 5126 nucleotides long. It is a transcript of the gene TBCEL, whose product is annotated as tubulin folding cofactor E like. Gene Ontology annotation, molecular function: alpha-tubulin binding. The coding region runs from base 221 to 1495 and encodes 424 amino acids. Gene Ontology annotation, biological process: protein folding. The record is from RefSeq and is a predicted model, not a curated record. The transcript has 8 exons. Lineage: Eukaryota; Metazoa; Chordata; Mammalia; Eulipotyphla; Talpidae.